UGGGCGCGGAGCAGGUUAGCUUUGAAUACCCGAAUCCCACGCGAGUCUCCAUGUCCCUCCCUAACCCCUCCCUCCGUCUCAAAAUUUUUUUAGGGCUAGGGUUUCCUCUUCUCUCUUCUUCGGGUUAGGGGGUUUUUGAGAAUGGGGAGGGACGAGGUUCUCCGAUUUUGCCUCGUAACCCUAGGGGCUUUGAUGCUGCUGGUCGGGAUCGCGACCUUCUCCUUCAAGAAAGUGACGGCCACCUACAUCUUUGGAAUUCUGGGGAUCUCGGGGAUCUUGUUGCCGGAUUGGGAGUUUUUCGAUAGGGAUUUCAAAGAGUGGUUCUCUCCGAUGCCGCUCCGCAGGGCGCCCAACAGCGAUCGAGUCCCUCAAAUUGGAAGGUUCAAAUUUUACCCUGUAAGGGUUGCCUUUAUCACUAUAAUCUACAGCUUUGGUCUGUACAAGUGGUGGAUGAUAAUGUCCAGCUAAGCUUUGUCACUUAUUUACAUGGUUUAAAAAUACGCUGUCCCAGGACAAACUUUUGAUAGUUUGUGAUGUCCUCAAGGGUUGUAAAUUACGUGCAUACAUUUAACUUAAUUGUAGACAUUUACGGUGUUGUUAUUGCAUUUAUAUGAUUUUUUUCCCUUUCAAUUUCAGAUGUAUUUGUUGAUUAA
Molecule: messenger RNA, 653 nt
Organism: Asparagus officinalis (garden asparagus)
Lineage: Eukaryota; Viridiplantae; Streptophyta; Magnoliopsida; Asparagales; Asparagaceae
Product: signal peptidase complex-like protein DTM1
Exons: 2
Coding region: 142-468 (108 amino acids)
Biological process (GO): anther wall tapetum development
Cellular component (GO): endoplasmic reticulum membrane; signal peptidase complex
Source: RefSeq, a predicted model, not a curated record